AUGAAGGCCUGCAGUGGCAUCGCCUGCGACUGUCUCGGCCCUGGAACGUUCCUGGCUGCGCUUAUAGGCAAGCGGCGUCUUUGCCGCACAUCCUACUGCUAACCCGCUGGGGCGGGUCGCUCGUUUUUGUGUAUUUGUGCCGUGUUGCCCAUGGUCUGUGGGAACGUGUGUAUGCAUUUUGCACGAAUCAAAUGUCUUCCUGUUUAUGUAUACAGUGGUGGCUACGGUUUAACAGAGAUAAGUUAAGAAAAAUGGGACGGGUUAAGAGAGUAAAACUGGCUUGUCACGCCUCUGGCCGUCAUAAGAGAGAAAUUACCAUCCUCCAGUCGUAUUGUUGUUGUUGUUUUUCUUCACAUUGAACUCGUGUCAGUUGCUAAUCCCAACAUCUAGCAAAGACUCGGUCCGUGGUCACAAAAAUGCUAGAGCCAUCAGAAGAUCUAAAGAACAUGCACACUAUUAGCAAGAAAAGGGCACACAAGCCCGAGGAGGUACACCUGCAAUCCCUGCAGCACGUUUACGUGCUCACAACUGAACUACACGCCCAC
Ectocarpus sp. CCAP 1310/34 is the source of this 545-nucleotide messenger RNA. NCBI's taxonomy places the organism in Eukaryota, Phaeophyceae, Ectocarpales, Ectocarpaceae. The record is from the annotation of a GenBank genome assembly.